Molecule: messenger RNA, 1191 nt
Organism: Sclerotinia borealis F-4128
Lineage: Eukaryota; Fungi; Ascomycota; Leotiomycetes; Helotiales; Sclerotiniaceae
Source: the annotation of a GenBank genome assembly
AUGACAAACACAAGAUGUGUUUUCAAUGCAGCUUCCGCACUGAGCCGUGUAUUCAUUGCCCCGGUUGAGCAUUCACCUAGCCAAUUCCUCCGCUCUCCAAACUUUUGUGUCAAAUCUCUCCUCAAAUUUAACGCAACACCCAUUCAACGCCGAACGGUCUUCAAAACAACCUCCAAUGUGGUUCCUGAAAAACGUCUUCCCCGCGAUGAAGAAAUUACCGCCCCUUACCUCCGUCUCAAGAACGCAGAACAAGGACUCGAAUCCCCGCGCUCCACGGCGGAUAUCCUCCGUACGCUCAAUUUGAAAACACACAGGCUGCAAGUAAUGACGUGGGGCGAAGAUGGCGAGGCGCCCAUCGCGCGGAUUAUUGAUAAGAAGGAAGCGCAUGUACGUAAGAAGAUGGUGAAGAGUAUGAAGAAACCAGUGGCGGUAGUCAAGACGAUUGAGAUGAAUUGGGCGAUUGAGAACAAUGACUUGGGGCAUCGGUUGGAAAAGAUGAGGGAAUUUUUGGAGAAGGGGAAUAAGGUGGAGGUGUUGUUGGCGGGGAAGAAGAAGGGAAGGAAGGCGAUGGUGGAGGAGGCGGAGGAGGUGUUGAAGAGGAUUCGGGAGUUUGCAGACGGGAUCGACGGAGGGAAACCUCCUGCGAAAGAUGAUGAAAAUGAGGCGUCGGCGGUUAAGGUGGUUAAGAUGCUUGAUAUGAAUUGGGCGAUUGAACAGGAAAUGUUGGGGCAUCGGUUAAAGAAGAUUAGAGAUUUCUUGGAGAAGGGGUAUGCGGUGGAGGUGUUCUUGGACGGAAAGAAGAAGGGGAAGCAGGCGACGCAGGAUGAGGCGGAGGAGGUGAUAAGGAGGAUUGAUGAGGCUGUUGAGGGAGUUGAGGGAGCAAUGGAGAGUAGAAAGAUGGAGGGGGUAGUAGGGGCGCAGGUGUUGUUGUGUUUUGGGGGGAAAAUUCCUACGAAGGAUGAUGGGAAGGGGGUGGAUGGGAAGGAAGAGGGUGGAAAUGAAGACAGUGUAAAGAAUGAGAGUGGUCAGGAAGACAAUGCACAGGAAGAGAGUGCACAGGAAGAGAUUGGACAGGAAGACAAUGAACAGAAAGAGAGUGACAGUGAAAAGAGAGAAAGAAUGCGAAAACGAAGAGGGUGGAUAAAGAAGGAAACUGAACAGGAAAAGAUUGAAAUGGAAGCGGAAGUGUAG